Messenger RNA from Didymodactylos carnosus, 653 nucleotides. Lineage: Eukaryota; Metazoa; Rotifera; Eurotatoria; Philodinida; Philodinidae. The record is from the annotation of a GenBank genome assembly.
AUGAUGCCAUAUCGGACACUGGAAGAUAGUGGUUAUUAUAAAUUAGUACGUGAGGCUGAUGAUUCUGAAAUAUUUCAUUUAUAUGUUGAAAUCACAAAAGGACGAAAUCGUGGUCAUUUCAAAAUGCUGACAAAUUCGAUGGAAUGUGAAUUUUUAUUAACGGUGGCUUUGGAGAAGAUGCGUGAUUCUGGUAUUAUCACUAUUGUAAAAGAUUUAAAAGAUGCAGCUGAUACAGCCAAUUUGUUUAUUGCCAGAGAACAUUGUGAAUUUAUUAAUCGUUGUGUAAUUGCAAAUGUUGCCAUCUCAACGACAACAACAACGGAAUUGUACGAUGUAACGAAAUUGGGCCACGGUAAAAAACAAAAAACAAAACAGAAAAAACAACAAGCAGCGGCAGCAGAUCGUAAACCAGCAACGACAAAAACAAAGAAAACUGUUGUUUCUACGUCAAAAUGUUUAGCAACGUCGGCUGCUGAUGAAGAAGACGACGCUGAAGCAGUCGCAAAACCAGUGGCUAAUACUACACGAUUAGUACCAAAAUUACGUCUAUGUCCAAUAACAGUCGAUGUUGGUACAAAACAAUUGGGUGGUAAUUUUCAGAAAUCUGCGACCAGCAGUUCAUCGGAUAAAAAGAAACGAAAACAAGAUGAUGA